UGUGAAGUGCCUGUGAGCUUCUAUUUUGAACCUUUGAGCGAUGGCUGAAGCAGGUCAAGACGCAGGAGGACUCGGCAAAUUCUGCAAGGGGAACAAGUCACCCAAUUGGCUGAGUUCAGACGGGCGUAUGCCUGAGUAUUUUGCCACGGUUUGACGCUGUGAGGCGACAACCCGUCUCCUGGAACAGGCCAGUCGGCGGGACAGAUGCCUGUUUAAGUACUAGUGCGGUGUUGUGUUUCAUGUUGGCUUCAGGUUCAUAUUUUGCGUGUUUAUUGUUUACAUUCCAAUGUGGAACCAACUGUGCCGGAGGCGAGCAACAGGCACCUGAGCAAAGCGAGCAUGGCGAGCGAAGCCGCGGCGAGCGGGGAGACCGCAGACCCAAGGGUGGUGGCCGGAAUCGAGGAGGCCAAGGUCCUAUCGGCUCCACCUCCGGAGACCGCAACUGGAAUCGAGCUCAAGGAGGAGGAAGAUCUUACCGCACCAGCAGAUGGCCUUUAAUCCUUGGGCAGCCUCCACAGGUCCGGCUCGACAAAUCUCUGCCAGGUGCAGCAGAACAAUGCGUCCUUUGCCGCGAGGAGCAGCCAUCUUAUGUCAGCAUCGGUAGAUGCAGGCACGCAGAGGUCUGCUGGGUUUGCACCCUUCGCCUGAGAUUCCUCAACCAGGACACGCGCUGCCCCCUCUGCAACGAGGAGCUGGGAGAGGUCCUGCUGACGACCGACAGAAAUGCAUCAAUGGAGCCAAUUGAUUUACUUGGACUGAACCACGAGCAUCCUUGGAUUUACUUUGCAGAUGAGACCAUUCGCAGAGCGGUGUUGCAGCUGCUGGGCUAUCGCUGUGAAAUCGAGGGAUGUGAGAAAAAGGACGUUGCAUUCCGUUCUCUAAAAACUCUGGAGGACCACCUGUGGCACACGCACUGGCGACAACUUUGCAAGGUUUGUCUUCAUGACAGGCCUGCGUUCAUCUGCGAACAGCGCGUCUACGAUUCAAGCGACAUGGAUCGACACAAUCGUGAAGGUGAUACCUCAUGGCUGUCGAAGGAGCAAGAUGCUAUGCCGACAGUACCACCUCAUCCACGCUGCGAGUUUUGCAAGCAGAGGUUCUUCAACGAUGACAAUUUGCUCAUGCAUAUGAACUUAAGGCACGUGCAAUGCCAAAUAUGCGACACCUUGGGUUACAAGAACGAGUUCUUCUUGAACCCAAAGUGCUUGUCCCGCCACUGGGAGGAGAAACACCACGUGUGUGCUCACAAGGACUGCGCAACAGACGGGUAUCGCCAGACAGCCUUUGCUGAAGAGAAGGCACUUAUGGAUCACUACGAGAGAGUUCACAAGCAGAAGUUUGCAGAUGAAAAGGCCAGAGGGCGAGUGAUGAUGGGCUCCAAUCAGGAGGACACGAGCGCAAUCCGAAGGCGCAGAGGCCGCGGAGCGGAGGACCUUGAUCCCAUCCAGUUCCGAUGGCCGACCACCGCCAUUCCAGAGGACUACAACACAGAUGCCACCGAGGAGGACUACAGAUACAAUCGCUUUCCAAACCGGCUGAUCAUCCCGCUUACGCGGGGCAGUGAGGGCAAAGGCUGGCGGCCAAAAGAGAAUGGAGAGGAAGGUGAGCCAGAUGCGCCAGAAGCAGAAGGCGAAGAGCAAGAAGAAGCAGACAAAGAGGAGUUUGAUUUGCACCCUGAGCUGGAGAAGCUGGGCAUUGACCGCGCUAUUUCCACAGACGGGCCUCGUGCUGGAGCUCCGAGUUGCCUGAGUGCCUUGCACUCCGCCUUGCGAGCGCUGGUCCCGGAAGAUGAAUCUCAAACAGAAGGCUGGGAUGCAAAGCUGCUGCCAGCCGUUGGAAGACUGAAAGCAGCGGAGGUUGAGAAUCUGGAAUGCAUGCGAGUCCACCUCCAUGAUGAGGCAGACGAGAACAGCCUCGACUGGGAGCCGUUGGAGCGGCUCCUAGGCCUGCGGCCAUUGCUCUUCCGCUUGCUGCGCGACAAGGGCAAGGCAAAAGUGUCGUCGCAGAGUCGACGUGCCAUCGGGCCCAGGCAAGGAGGUACUACAGAAGAGCAGGAGGAGGACAAAGCUUGGCGAGAGUGGAAGCAGAAGGCACAGGCUGUCAUUGAUGCUUUGGCUCCCAAAGCUCAACAGCGCGUACUUCGAUAUGUCGAGCUUUGUAUGCAGCGACGCACAGCCCUUGACGAGCUUGGAGAUGGCGUGCCUGACUGGGAGAAUGAGGACAUCGAUGAGGUGUUCCCUGCCCUGAACCCCACCGUCGGCAAUGCGGCUCCAGAGGCACCGGCUGCUCAAGCGCGGGCUAGAGGUUGGGCUGAUGUUGCAUCUGGAACCAAGGAGGCGUUGCUGGCUCCAGAGCAAUUUCCUACGCUUGGAGGCGGUGCUGCCCCAUCGGUUUUAAGCUGGGGACCGAACCGCAAGCCGUCAGAAGGCGCCAGCCGGCCAGGUGCUGCACCUGCGGCUAAGUCCAAGGGAGGCAUUGAUCCAGAGGCAUUUCCAAGCCUGGGCGGGGCCCCCGCAUCUGUAUCGGAGAACACAAGUUGGGGGCCCUCGACGGCCAAAGAAUCCAAAGAGAGCCCAGGCGUCAGGGAGACGACGCUGGAAGACUGGGUCAAGACCAAGCCGAAGGCUGCCCAGCCCAAGGAGUUUGACGCCGCCGGUGCUGAUCCAGAGGCAUUUCCUUCACUGGGUGGCAGUUCGAAGGCGGCGCCGGUUCCUCAGUGGGGAGCCCGGAAUCCUACCGUUGGCCGUUCCACGGCAGCAGCCAGAAUAAAGGAGUUGAAGGAGGCAAAGAUGGAAGCUGCUGCCAAAGAGGCAGCCGAAGCGAUUGCCCAGUCUUCGAAGUCCAAUGAGCCGCCUGAGAAGGUUGAGGACAUCGCGAAGGAUGCUGACAGCUUUCCGGAGCUUCCAAGCAGCCAGCCUCCGCCGAAGGCCCCGCAGGCGAAAAAGGCGCCCAAAGUCGCAGCCAAGCCGAAGCUCAGCAAGCCGAGCAGCUCAGCACCCGAGGUCCGCGGGGAAGAAGCGCCUCUCCAUUUGGACAAGGACCUUGUCCUUCUCAAAAAGGGUGAAGAGGAUGAGCCUCAAGAGAAAGAGGGAAGCCAGAAAAAGAAGAAGGGCCAGAACAAGAAGAAUGUCAUACCUGCAUCUGAAUGGUUUCAGGGCUGAUAUGGCUGACGUUCAUGAAGCCUGGUGUACAGUGGCAGCUUCAUGCAUUUCUUCACCCUGACUGGCAGAACUUCUUUUUCAGUGGCCCGC
Messenger RNA from Effrenium voratum, 3251 nucleotides. Lineage: Eukaryota; Dinophyceae; Suessiales; Symbiodiniaceae. The record is from the annotation of a GenBank genome assembly.